This is a messenger RNA of Hypanus sabinus (Atlantic stingray), 8875 nucleotides long. Its product is annotated as 6-phosphofructo-2-kinase/fructose-2,6-bisphosphatase 2-like. The transcript has 14 exons. Gene Ontology annotation, molecular function: ATP binding; fructose-2,6-bisphosphate 2-phosphatase activity; 6-phosphofructo-2-kinase activity. Gene Ontology annotation, cellular component: cytosol. NCBI's taxonomy places the organism in Eukaryota, Metazoa, Chordata, Chondrichthyes, Myliobatiformes, Dasyatidae. The record is from RefSeq and is a predicted model, not a curated record. Bases 62 to 1447 code for a protein of 461 amino acids. Gene Ontology annotation, biological process: fructose metabolic process; fructose 2,6-bisphosphate metabolic process.
GGAGGGGCCGUGUGUGACGUCACCACAGCGGGGUAGGUCACGUGCUGGAGCCUGGUGCAAGAUGUCGCUGCGGCCGAGGAAAGCAUGGGCAUCCAACAUGACCAACUCUCCUACUCUGAUUAUAAUGGUGGGAUUGCCAGCUCGAGGGAAGACCUACGUUUCCAAGAAACUCACCCGGUACCUCAACUGGAUUGGAGUUCCCACCAAAGUUUUUAAUCUGGGUCAGUAUCGCCGCGAAGCUGUGAAGACGUACAAAUCAUAUGAAUUUUUCCGUCAUGAUAAUGAAGAAGCCAUGAAAAUCAGAAAGGAAUGUGCCAUUGCAGCACUGAAGGAUGUGAAAACCUACCUCACGGAUGAGAACGGUCAGAUUGCAGUUUUUGAUGCGACCAACACAACCAGAGAGCGGAGGGAUUUAAUCCUGAAUUUUGCACGUAACAAUACAUUUAAGGUUAAGAUCAAGAGUAAUGAUGUGUUUUUUGUUGAAUCUGUCUGUGAUGAUCCAGAGGUCAUUGCUGCCAAUAUUAAGGAGGUAAAGGUUUCAAGUCCGGACUAUGCAGACGUUGCAGAAGACCGGAUAAUGGACGAUUUCCUCAAACGCAUUGAAUGUUACAAAGUUACCUACGAACCAUUGGAUCCUGAUGACUAUGACAAAGAACUGUCCUUCAUUAAGGUAAUUAACGUUGGUCGACGAUUUCUAGUGAAUAAAGUCCAGGAUUACAUUCAGAGUAAAAUAGUGUACUACUUGAUGAACAUCCAUGUCCACCCACGCACAAUCUACUUGAGCCGCCAUGGAGAAAGCGAAUACAACAGUCUUGGGAGGCUGGGAGGUGACUCCGGUUUAUCUCAUCGAGGGAAGCAGUAUGCAGAAGCUUUGCGUCAGUUUGUUGAGGAGCAGAGAAUUCCAGACCUGAAGGUUUGGACAAGUCAGCUCAAGCGAACAAUCCAAACUGCUGAGGCGCUAGGUGUUCCAUACGAACAGUGGAAGAUCCUCAAUGAGUUGGAUGCAGGUGUUUGCGAGGAGCUGACAUACAGUGAAAUUCAGGACAAGUAUCCAGAUGAAUUUGCACUGCGAGACCAGGACAAGUACCAUUACCGUUACCCAGGAGGAGAGAGCUACCAGGAUUUGGUUCAGCGGGUGGAGCCAGUCAUCAUGGAACUAGAGAGACAAGGAAAUGUGCUUGUAAUUGCACACCAGGCUGUCAUGAGAUGCCUCAUUGCCUACUUUAUGAACAAAGGAGCAGAUGAACUGCCAUACUUGAAGUGUCCUCUCCACACAGUUCUGAAACUGACGCCUGUUGCUUAUGGUUGUAAAAUGGAAUCCAUUUACCUGAAUGUUGAAGCCGUAAACACACACCGUGACCGACCACUGAACGUUUCACUAACUCGUACACGGGAGGAGGCACUGAGCACUGUUCCCCACCACAAGAUACUGGGAACCGUUCCAUAAGUACCAUUAAAUCCUGUCAAAUUGGACCCAGUGAAACUGCUAGACUCUUGUUUUAAAGGAGAUGAUUGCAAUCCACAAGGCAGUAAAGUAAUCUGAGAAUUGUUUUGGACAUGCUUUGGUCAUGUGCAAAUAUCUGGCAUAUUUUGUAUCAUUGUGGUAUUAAGUACAUUUUCCAAGCGUUUCCUCUGGUUGAGAUAGAUGUCGUCUGCUGGCUGCCUGGUGGAAGAGAUGUUUUAAGGCUAACGGUCAUUUACCCUUCUGUAAGCUGUCAAUAAGGCCACUACCUUAUGAAAAAUGAAAAAGAUAUUUUCACUGAUUGAUUGGUCCUGAACUGGUAAACAGAGCUUGAAUUUGUCUUGGUAAUCAAGAAACUCAAAAGCCACAAAGUUUAAAAAAAAAUUUUAUGCAGAGAAAACCAUUGGUAAAAUACUUUAUGAAAGCAAUCACUUAUUUUGCUUUAAGAUCACAGCUUUUAAAAUUCAAAUAGGUGCAUAGAAAACUGACUAAUUUUGCUCAUGGAUCAAAUAAGCUUGCUGCACGAUGCUGAGUGCUUCAGGUAAUAAACUUGGGGACUAACCUGGAUUGUUUAAAGCAUUCAGUAGUGCACAACUUUGAGCGCACACAGUAUUGUCCUUCUCUGGUGGUAAUUUUAUCACAAAAAUCCAAAAUGAUUCUUCACCAUUUAAGUUUUUUCUAAAAGCACAGAUAUGUGAUGUUUUCCAAAGCUGCGAGAGCACUCCUGAACCAAACCAAAAUAUUUAAACCUCUUUAAAAUAGUCUAUCAGUGCAAAUAAUUUUUGUGCUUCAUCAUUAUUUGAUGAUAUUUCCCUUCAUUUAUUUAUUUUUGCAUUAUUUUGACAGAUUUAAAAUGUAUUAUAAAACCUUAUUUAUAUUUUAAAAGUUUUAACUCGCAUGGAAGGAACUAUGAGCAGUCUGUUACACCGGAGAAUGAUAUUGUAUUUAAAUACAUCAGAUAUUUUUGUACAGUCAUUUAAAACACUUCCAAGAUUUAUGAUUGGCCCUGUUCAGUUUGUUUUAUUUUGAAUGAGUAUAAAAAGCUCUGGCAAACGCAAGCACGACAGAUAAUUAAGUAAGAUUGCUGUAUGUUAAAUGGGGAAGAGCAUAAGACAUAGGCUGGAUCUGUGUUCUUUAUAUUAGAAGAAUGAGAGGAUUGUAGCGGUGUGCUACAUGCAGCGCUAAAAUUAUGACACGGAGUCGGUAACUGCAGUCGAAGAAAAAAACUUUAUUCGAAAUACCCAGCCUUGCUUUUAAGCCUCCCUCAACCUGCCCCCCAUUGCGCAGAGGCUCCAAAGCUCUGUGCUCGCAAACCCCCGUAGGCUAUCUCCCUUAGCCGGAAUGCUGGCUAAUUGUGAGCCGGUUCGGAUGUGCUAGGAAGUGGGUCGCCACAGGAUACCAUAAGACCAGGGAUUCCCAACUUGGUAUCCACAGACCCCUCAGUUAAUGGUAGGGGUCCAUGACAUAAAAAAGAUUAGGAAUCCCUGGCCUAAAACAGAAUAAAAGCAGAAUUGGAUUAUUUGGCCUAUCAAGUCUUUAUUUUCUCUCUCAACCCCGUUCUCCUGCCUUCUCCCCCUAACCUUUGAUGCCCUGGCUAAUCCAGAACUCAUCAACCUCCACUUUAAAAUGCUCCCAUUGACCUGGCCUCCACAGCUGUCCAGGGCAAUGAAUUCCACAGAUUCACCUCCAGCUGGCUAAAGACAUUUCUGCUCAUCUGUGUUCUAAAGGAACAUUUUUGUAUUCUGAGGCUGUGCUCUUUGGUCCUAGACUCAACCACUAUAGGAAAUAUCCUCUCCACAUCUACUCUAUCUAAGCCAGGUGUUCCCAACCUGGGGUCCACGGGUCCCUCAGUUAAUGGUAAGACUCCUUGGCAUAAAAAUGGUUGGGGUUCCCCUGAUCUAGGCCUUUCAAUAUUUGGUAGGUUUCAAUGAGAUCCCCUUUCAUUCUUCUAAACUCCAGCAAGUACAGGCCCAGAGUCAUCAAAUGCUCCUCAUGUUAAUCUGUUCUUUCCAGGGAUCACUCUCAUGAAUCUCCUCUGGACCCUUUCCAGUGCCAGCACAUCCUCAAGUACACAGCCAGAUUUUAAAGAUAUUUAACACUUGAACAAUAAUUUUAACAGUAUAAUUGCAGCUCUUGGGUUUAGUUUCAGAAAUGUUGCUGUCUCUUCCCCAAAAUAAUAUGGAUUAAUAAACAAUUUUGUUUCCACAAGGGAGUUCGGUACCUGGUACAUACUGCCUAGGGAGGAACUGAAUGUGAUAGCAGCAUUUAAGAAGCAUUUUGACAGACAUGGGGUCAGGCAGGACAUUGUGCAGGCAGAGGGGAAUUAGUUUGAUUUGGCAUCAUGUGCUAUGCAGACAUGGUGAGCCAAAGGCCUGCCCCGGGCAGUACUGUCCUAUGUUCUAAUUUCAUUGUAAGAGGCCUUCAUCUUGUUUUGUGAUUCAUAGUGUUUCAUAUUUUCUAUUGAUAAUCAGUGUAAGUGGUUUUUUGGCAGAAAUCACAACACUCUAUUGAAAUGCUUUGUUCUUUUCUUCAUUCUGUUUGUUCUGUUUUUGUCUUUUGCAUUGGUCUGUCUAAGGUAGGGUGUCCCAACCGUUUUUAUGCCACAGAGUCUGAGCUGGCUGGGAACCCCAGGUCUAAAGCAAUGCAUGGUGGCAGCGACCUGCAGUGGGGAAACCUGUGGGUUUAAACAAAGUGGACGUGGCCAUAAAUUCAGAGCAACACAUACAAAAUGGCUGGAGGAAGUCUGCAGGUCAGGACUGGAAAGGAAGUGGAAAGAAGUCAGAAUAAAAAUGUGGACGGAGGAGAAGGAGGAUGGCUAGAAGGUGAUCGGUGAAUUCAGGUGAAAGGAAGACACUUUAUGCCGUGUAUUUAAAUUGUUCUAAAGGUUUUUAACCACAGUGUUAACGUAAUUGAAUCAAUGAGCUGCUGAAAAUAAAAAUGUAGUCGCGUGUCAGAUUCAAGUCUAAUAUCACUGACAUAUGUUGUGGGAUUUGUUGUUCUGCAUUACUUAAACUAUAAAUUACAGUAAGAAAUAUACAUAUAUAUAUAUAAUACAGUACUGUGCAAAAGUCUUAAGCUCAUGUAAAAAAAAUUCCGUCAAGUGAAGAUGCUUUCAAAAAUAAAAUGAAUAGUUUCUAAAUAUCAAUAAAUUACUAUAAAGGGCAGUAAACAAUAAAAAAACUAAAUCAAAUCAAUAUUUGGUGUGACCAAAUAAAACUUUAAAACUGCAUCAGUUCUUUUAAAUCUGUUGUGCAAUCUAUAAGAAAAUCAGCUGGUAGGUUGUUCCAAGCUUCUUGGAGAACUUACCACAGUUGUUCUACAGACUUUGGCUGUCAUGCUGGCUCCUGGCUCCCCAGGUAAUCCCAGAGAGCCUCAGUGAUGUUGAAAUCAGGGCUCUGAGGAGGUCAUACCAUUUGAAGCCACAUAAAAAAGUUACAAUAGGUAAUGUUUAUUGGCCAUUAAGAAUCUAAUGAUGGAGGAGAAGUUGUUCCUAAAAUGUUGAGUAUGUGUUGUCAGGCUCCUGUAGCUCCUCCCUGAUGAUCUAUUAACUAAAAACCAAUAAUUGCUUAUUACUUAAUACUGGCAGUCAACUCUCAGUGCAGUCAGUAUGAUUAAUUAAAUACAGAAUAGGAAAUCAUCUUGUGUUAAGUGGAGCUGAUUUGUGCUGAGAUUAAACCUGUAAAUUUCUGACGUCCAAGAAGCUGAGAGCAAGGGGAGGAUUUUUAAGAUUCGGCAGCAACAUUGCAAAGGCUCAGUCAAUCUGCAGGUCAGAACUGUGCAAGUGUCAGCCUCAGAGGUAUAACAUUUCCUCCUGUUCUGUCUGCUAGAGCAUGCAGUUCCACAAAAGCUAUUUCAUAAAGCUUACUCUUAUCCAGGGGUUCUCAACUUUUUUUAAUGCCACGGGCUCCUUCCAGUUGGGAACCCCUGUUCUUAUUGUGUACUGAUGGGCAGAUCUAUUCCCAUGGGAAUUUGGGACGGAGUGAGGUCGGCUGUAGGGGGAAUUACCUGCAUCAUGCUGUAUCUUGUCAGUGAGGUGGAAAUGAGCACAAUCUAUCUCUACACUACUUAACUGUCUACCGAUGUCUUUUAUAAAUCUACCAAUUUCCAUGGCUAUCUUGACUAUACCUAUCUCCACCCCUGAUAUCACUCCUCCUUCCCUUUCUCCUAUCAGAUUCCUUCCUUUCCCACCCACCUGGCAUCACCUAUCAUCAUCCAGCUUACCUUCCUUCCCCUUCCUCCACUUUUAUUUAUUUUGGCAUCCUCCUCCCUGUCCUCCAGUCCUGAAGACAGAUCUUGGCCCAAAACGUUGACUGUUUGUUCCUCUCCAUAGACAUUGCCUGACCUGCUGAGUUCCUCCAGCAUUUUGUGCAUGUUGCUCUGGAUUUCCAGCAUCUGUAGAAUCAUUUGUGUUUACUACUUAAUUAUUUCUUUCCAAAGUCUGAUAUUUGAGAGAAUCCACUCCACAUGUACAGCUUGUUUUUUAUUGAGUUUGAACUGCACACACUGUGACAUUCAUGAAUGUUAACAAACCUUGUGGCACUUUAUCAACAGUUGGUUAAAAAUUUUGUUAUGCAAUUUCAUUGUGCUGAUUUUACAGUUUGUUCCAAAUUUUUCUUCAGUAUGAUUGUUAAAACAAACGUUACCCUUCUGUGAGGGAGUGAAAAUUGAGAGUUAUUUUGUGUUAGAGGUUGGUUUUUUUCAAUAUCAAGUUUACUCCUAAUAUAUGUGAAUGUAUAUUGCAAAUAAUUCAUUAAUUUCCUCAAAAGCAAUGGAAAUGGGAAGGAGUUUUUGACAGUAGGAUUUGCCUCAGAGUUUAGUUGACCCUCCAGGGCAGUGGUUGGAUUACCGAACCUCACCAGGCCAAGAGUCAGAGUUUUGGACCACUUGUUUAGGGACAAAAAUUCAAGUCCCAUCUCAGGGGCUGAUGAGAGAUGGAAAUUCUUGCAAGGGUCACAGUUUCAGGACAAUGGAGGUGGGGAACCUUUGGAAUUCUCGUUCCUAGAGGGUGUGAAGGCUUUGUUACUGAAUUUCAAACAAAAAAAAAAUCAACAGAACUCUGAAUUUUCAGGGUAUUGAGGGAUUGGGUAGAGGGUAAACAAAUGGAUCUGUGGGGGAAGAUCAGCCAUGAUUUUGAUCUCGAGGGACUCCGGGGACAUUCCUGUUCCCAGUGAAAACUAGUCUCAGUAGAAACAACAAUGCAAUCAGCAUCUUAUCCAAGAACCCAUUUAGUUCACUAAUAUCCUCCAGCAGAUGAAAUCUGCCAGCAUUUUUCCAGUCUGCUGAUCCUCAACUGCCUUCCCUUUAUCAAAUGGUCCAAUCCUAGUAUUUUAUUGUUCCCCACCACUCUGGAAAAGCAGGCCCUGCCAGUUGUAGUUCUUGUGAAAUAUUUGAGUGCCACCCAAAAGUGUAACCAUAUGUGCAAAAUAUCUCAAAUGCCUUGUUUAUAGACUUGAGAGACAAGGAAUGCCUAACGUCCAAACGCACAGUGUACAGACUCCCAAAGUAAUGUACAAAUUAUUGUAAAAGUUGUAAAUUUAUUAUUGUGACAUAAAGGUAAUGGUACAAAACACAACCACGUUGUUUUAAGUGGCUGCAUUUAGGGACUUUUGAACUGUGUUGAAUGAUAUUGCUGUUCAGUAAAAUAAAUAAGUUUCAAGGAUUAAAAUCUCAAACUGGAGAAGUAAUAUUUUCUGUUUUACACAAUCUAGUGAAAUAAAUAAUAUUCAGAACAUUUUUUAAAUUUUAAUGUUACUGUUUGAACAUUUAACCUUUCCACCUUUCUGUAAUGAUAGAGUGUGACAUGAGUAUGUGGACAGAUAUAAUUAUGAUUUAUAGCCAUUGUAAUACUGCUAAUUUUUGUGCCUAAAUCACAAAGGGAACAUGUAAUCUGAUUAAAAGAAUAAAUUCUGUCAAAGUAACUAACCUCUGAGUUUCUCUUUGGUUAAACCCCAUCCACCAAAACAUUCUUGUCUGUCUUUACUGUGAUUUUAUAAUUCUACAAACUUCUGUCAGGUCUUGCCUUCAGCCUCUGAUGUUCCAGAGAAAACCACCCAAGUUUGUUCAGCCUCUCUCUAUACUCCACGAAUUUCUCCUGUGCCCUUUCCAAAGCCUUUUCAUCCUUCCUGUAGUGUGACCAGAUCUACACACAGUACUGACGGAGAAUCUCACCUGGUCCCUCAACACCAUCUCCAUAGCAAAGAAAGCCCAGUAGUGUCUCUACUUUUUGUGAAGGCUGAAGAAAGCCCAUCUCCCACCCCCCAUCCUCAUCACAUUCUACAGGGGUUGUAUUGAGAGCAUCCUGAGCAGCUGCAUCACUGCCUGGUUCGGAAAUUGCACCAUCUCCAAUCGCAAGACCCUGCAGCGGAUAGUGAGGUCAGCUGAGAAGAUCAUCGGGGUCUCUCCUCCUGCCAUCAUGGAUAUUUACACUACACACUGCAUCUGCAAAGGAGACAGCAUUAUGAAGGACCCCCUGCACCCCUCAUACAAUCUCUUCUCCCUCCUGCCGUCUGGGUAAAGGCUCCGAAGCAUUCGGGCUCUCACGAUCAGACUACGUAACAGUUUCUUCCCCCAAGCUAUCAGACUCCUCAAUACCCGGCCUGGACUGACAUCUUGCCCUACUGUCCUGUUUAUUAUUUGUUGUAAUGCCUGCACUGUUUUUGUGCACUUUAUGCAGUCCAGUGUAGGUCUGUAGUCUAGUGUAGCUUUCUCUGUUUUUUUUAAUUACAUAGUUCAGUCUAGUUUUUUGUACUGUGUCAUGUAACAUCAUGGUCCUGAAAAACGUUGUCUCAUUUUUACUAUGCACUGUGCCAGCAGUUAUGGUUGAAAUGACAAUAAAAGUUGACUUGACUUGAGUAUUCCAGAUCAACACACAUGAGAUGUUGCAGGAAUUCAGCAGGUCAGGCAGCAUCUAUGCAGAUGAAUAAACAGUCACCGUUUUGGGCCAUGACCUCUCUUCACGAUUGGAAAGGAAGAGAAGAUGACAGAAUAAAAAGGUGUGGGAGGGGAAGAAGGACAAGCUGACAGGUGAUAGGUGAAGCCUGGUUGGGUGGGAAAGGUAAAGGGUUGGAAAGGAACGAAUCUGAUAGAAGAACAGAGUGCACCAUAGGAGAAAGGGAAGGAGGAGAGGUGACAGGCAGAUGAGAAGAGGCAAGAGUGGGGAAUAAGAAGAGGGGAGGGGGAGGGAAAUGUUUUUACCGCAAAGAGAAAUCAAUAUUCAUGCCAUCAGGUUGGAGGGUACCCAGACAGAAUAUUGCUCCUCAACCCUGAGGGUGGCCUCAUCAUGACGCGAGAAGAGACCAUGGACUGACAUCUUGGAACAGGAAUGGGAGUAAAAAUAUUUGGCCACCAGCAAGUUAUACUUUUGGUGGAUGGAGCAGAGGUGCUCGAUGAAGCAGUCUGGAACUGGAAAUCUGA